Molecule: messenger RNA, 2808 nt
Organism: Gadus chalcogrammus (walleye pollock)
Lineage: Eukaryota; Metazoa; Chordata; Actinopteri; Gadiformes; Gadidae
Gene: dnajb1b
Product: DnaJ heat shock protein family (Hsp40) member B1b
Exons: 3
Coding region: 830-1891 (353 amino acids)
Cellular component (GO): cytosol
Molecular function (GO): Hsp70 protein binding; transcription corepressor activity
Source: RefSeq, a predicted model, not a curated record
GGCCUGGGAACGAGGUCGGCUGCUCAGUGGUCAGUUUAAAGUCUUGUGGUGGUUACCGUAUCAGUAUCGCUGUAUUAUAGUGUAGUAACAAUACAAAGUUUAUAUAUUUUUAAUUGGUGUAUUUAUUAAAUACACAAUCGUUCUUCCACAUUGUCGGUGUCCGGGGAUUUAGUCAAUUUCCCUGUAGUCUACGUGAGUGUCCCAUUUUGGACACCUGUCUUUAAUGUGAUCCUCACCAUGGCUUACCACGUCAUUAACACGGAUAGUCCUACUUCUCGUUAGGAAACCUGUAGAAGAUUUUAAACAAUUAGGGCGUUGUCUAAAGUAAACACGCUCACUACCCCAAAAGCUUGACGUUCGCAAUCAAACAAGUCUACCGGACGAGCGGUGGCCUGCAUUGCUGUACGGGGGCGUACCGUGGACGUGUUUGCCCUAGAGAUUGACAUGGUGGCCCGGUCCGGGCAUAGAGACGCAUCCAUGACGCCACCAAAUAGUUAUCCGAAACAGCCCUGUGAUAAUAACAAGUCCGUGCACGGCACAACAAUGCUCCGCCCACCGGCGUGGGUGUGAGUCGAACUUCAGAGGUAACGCAACACACCCUGGAGGCUGUUCGGGAUUAUGGGAGAACAUUCUAGAGCUUUCUGUGUAUCUGGGUACAAAAUAACGUCCCCGGGUGGUGGACGUUGCCAUUCACAGUGACACAGUCCGUGUGUGUUUAGGAUUAGUGGGACUUUUAAUCGGUCUGGUUACAUUCGUGUUAUUACCUGUUCGACUUUUCUACUUGUUUCCACCGCUUCUGCCUCCGCACCAACCCCAUUCUGCUGUCGACAUGGGGAAAGAUUACUACGAUGUGCUCGGUAUCACGAAAAGUGCCACAGUAGACGAUAUAAAGAAGGCUUAUCGUAAGCAGGCUCUUCGGUAUCAUCCCGACAAGAACAAGUCGCCGGAAGCCGAGGAUAAAUUUAAAGAAAUAGCAGAGGCGUAUGACAUUUUGAGUGACCCCAAGAAAAAAGAUGUCUAUGAUCGGUUUGGUGAAGAAGGUCUGAAGGGGGGGGGAGGCCCGACGGGGGCCGGGGCGGGGGGUCCUGGUACCUUCAACUACACGUUCCAGGGGGACCCACAUGCAGUCUUUGCAGAAUUCUUUGGUGGACGUAACCCAUUUGACCAAUUUUUUUGCAACCGCAAUGGGGGCUUUCAUGAGGAAAUGAACCAAGAGGACCCUUUCGCCCGCUUUGGGAUGUCCGGGGGUGGGCUGGGAGGUCUCCCUCGCUCCUUUAGCAGUGGGAUGGGUGGGAUGGGGGGGAUGGGGGGGAUGGGAGGUGGCACUAGUUUGACCAAACGUCAGGACCCCCCUGUGGUGCAUGACCUCCAGGUGACCCUGGAAGAAGUGUUCUCCGGGUGCGUCAAGAAGAUGAAGAUCUCCCACCAGCGGCUGAACCCUGACCGACGGAGCUGGAGAACCCAGGACAAGAUCCUGGAGGUGGAGAUAAAGAAGGGGUGGAAGGAGGGCACCAAGAUCACCUUCCCCAAGGAGGGCGAUGAGACGCCCACCAACAUCCCGGCGGAUGUUGUUUUUGUUUUGAAGGACAAGCCCCACCCGGUUUUCCGGCGGGACGGCGCUGACAUCAUUUACCCCGCCAAAGUCUCCCUUAGAGAUGCCUUGUGCGGCUGCACUGUGAGGGCGCCUACAUUGGACGGCAGGACGGUAACCCUGACAACCAGCGACAUAGUCCGCCCCGGGAUGAAGCGACGGAUCACCGGAGAGGGUCUACCUCUUGCUAAGUCUCCCGGUCGUCGAGGGGACCUAGUGGUGGAAUUUGAGGUGAAGUUUCCGGAAAGUCUCAGUGCUAGUGCACGAGGGACGAUUUCCCAAGUGCUUCCAACGUCGUAAAGUCCAGCCCCUAUCCCAGAAGGACAUUCAAGACUGGCUCCAGGCUCCCAUGGUAAAUUGCUUUCACUUUAGAUCACAAGGAUAGUGCAUAUGGACCACCCUGACAUUUGACAAUGGACAAUAGAAGGGUAGAUGUAAUCUCCUCAAGAACAGUCUUUAAAGUCAGUGCAGUUUGCUCUACCGUCUUCAACAAAGCGUUUGAGAGAAAGUAUUUAUAUUUUUUUAUAAAAUCUAGUCAGAUAAUAUAUCGGGUUAUUCCUAGUUUUAGGAAUAAGUGUGUUUAUAUGGGGGUAUCCAAAUCAAAUUAUUAUUGUUUCUUUAGUUGUAUUAAGGGGCAAAUUAAUUAAUUCAUGCUUUUUGUGGGGCUUUGUGCUAUUAGUUGAGUUUCUUUGUCUGGUUUCACUCAAAAUGUUUUGGAACAGAUGUUUACACUGCUAAUUGGUGCUUGCGGAGAAAAACGUUGUCAUAACGCAACACUCCUGUUUCUGUUUAUAUGUUGACAUGAAUGUGUACAAUUGUUAUUAAAGGAGACGCAUUGCUGCCAACCGUUCGAUUUAAGAAGCAGUGUAUAUUUUUGUCAUUCCAAACUGGCUAAACACAACAACAUGUAUAACUGGAGAUUCCACUUCGUUUUUGUAAUUGGCUCUGGGCAUUAAAACAAGAAUACAUUGAUGUAAAAGACCAAAACUAGUGGGACGAUCCUUUCUAAAAGUAGGAUGCAUCGGAUUUUAAAAGCAUUGUAUACAAUAUUGGUAAAGAUGGCAAAUGUGUGUGUGUUGUGGGUUUCUGUGUUGUGGGUUUCUGACCUUUUAUCCUCUGAUUACCUUCACUUUCUAGGUUAGUUGUAAAAUGCUUCCUCUGACACAUUUAUUGCAGGUAAUGAUAUUGAGAUCCCAUUUAUGAAAAGACAUUUUUGA